CAAUAUUCCAGAGUUCCCAUCAGGUUUCUUCUUUUUCAACAAAACGAGAUCUACUACGAGAGACAUCAUGCUUUCUUCGGCAACUUUAGCGUUCGUCGCUCUAGUCAGCAUAUUUGGUGGUGAUGCUUCGAUGGCAGCCUCAGUAGAAUACGAUGGUUGGACUUUCGAAUAUUCUAUAUUCGAUCCCUACCACGCAAUGAAGCCCCUUUCACCCCAGGAAAUUCCUCCCGUAAUGAGACUCUUCACCGUGAAUGCAGCAGGCGGCGAAGGGCAGAUUCUUGAUCGCAACCAUCCCGAGACCAUUAUGUAUUCAGACUUCAGGGCUGAUCGAGACACCAAAGUCAUCAUCCAUGGCUACACCGAGAACGGGUUAAGAGACCAGUACGUGAAGAUGAAAGACGCGUACCUAGGGGCAACUGAUGUGAACGUGAUCAUCGUAGAUUGGCGCCUCGGAGCUGAUGGUAGCUACUUUCAGAGCCGUGCCAACACGCGCGUGAUCGGCAAGGAGACGGCGGCCUUCCUCCACGCGCUGAAGACCACAGCUCAAACCGACUUCAACAAGAUUCACAUUGUCGGCCACAGCCUUGGUUCCCAUGUCGCCGGGUACGCCGGGGAAGCGUUGAUCCAGGAUUACCAAGAGAUGGUUGCCAGAAUCACAGGUCUGGACCCUGCUGGUCCGUUGUUUGGUGGAUACGGUGUGAAGUCUAACUACAGACUGGAUAAGACCGAUGCUGCCUUUGUAGAUGUCAUCCAUACUGAUGGGGAUUUCGCUGCUGUUGGAGGAAUGGGCCUUAUGGAUCAGCUCGGUCAUCAAGAUUUCUACCCGAAUGGCGGGAAAGACAUGUCUGGGUGUGACCCGACCGUUCAUAAUGUCAUCGACAGUGCGUUUUGUGACCACAUACUCUCCGUCGAAUACUUUACGAAUACCAUACCAAGUCCCGGUCGUUAUGCAACUACCUCCUAUGCUCAGAGCUUCUUCGAUAGACUAAUCAAUGGAGUCGAUUAUCAAGAUUGCAAGCAGCCAUGCCCUGAAAUGGGUGAACAUGCUAAGCCUGGCCGAGAGGGGGCGUUCUACGUCAAGGUCGAAUGACUCGGAGAAGAGUACUAAACUUCUUCAUCUUUUCUCACAAAUACUAAAUUAUCUGUCAAGUGAUUCACUCUGUAGACUAGCUUGGGAUGUGUAAACCUUCAAGUUUUUCUCUUGUUGGAAAUUUGUACAAAAUUACAAUGUUUUAAAUUCAACGGAAGGGGGGGGGGGCGGGGGCGUGGAUUUAUACCUUCAGAUAAUCUGCGUUCUCCAUUUGCAGCCAUUUAGUGAUAUAGACGAUAAGAUUUUGAAAGAAUUUGUAAUAGAAUUGUAUAUAAGUAUUCCAAUAUGUAAAAUGUUAAUGAGUAAGGAUGAAUAGUCAUGCGAUUAGUAUAAUCUGAAUUUCAAGGGAUUUCACGCUUCUUUGGAGGGGGAGGGGGGGGGCUAAAUCGGCUCAAAAUCAGUGAUGUCAGACCAGUAGUGCGGUUGUCGACGAGUUGAAGCCGAUUCUGCUUUUAUUUUGACUAGAUGAGUUAAAUGGACUAAAAUUUCCGUAGUUAAUAAUCAUAUAAUUCUUAAGAACCUCUCAACGAAAAUCGGAUCGCAGGAGAAUCGUGUUGAUGAUUGAAAUAUCCGACGUUUUAAUGAGCCUAAGUAACUGUGUCAACUAAUUGUAGCUGCCAAUAAAAUUGAUUUAAAAGCA
Molecule: messenger RNA, 1730 nt
Organism: Strongylocentrotus purpuratus (purple sea urchin)
Lineage: Eukaryota; Metazoa; Echinodermata; Echinoidea; Camarodonta; Strongylocentrotidae
Product: pancreatic lipase-related protein 2
Exons: 6
Coding region: 68-1090 (340 amino acids)
Biological process (GO): lipid metabolic process
Molecular function (GO): lipase activity
Source: RefSeq, a predicted model, not a curated record